CUGACGACAGUAUGCUUGGGCGAUCACUUAAAACAGGUUUUAUCAAUAGGAAAAUCCUGCUGUGUUGUAGUAUAACAGUGUACUUGUUUUUGAAUCGUACAUACUGGUAGAAAAAGUUCGAAUAUUGAUUUACCAGACUAAACUAUUGGAAUUAUUUCAUGUAAGUGUUGUAAAAGUGGAGAUUAAAAAUUUAUUCUAGUCUUAUUUGAUUGGGAAAUGAAGAUAUUUAUUUCUUUGGAUUAAUUAUAGGAUUUUCUAGAAACAGCUGAUGCAGGGAACGGAAAAGACUGUCAAAUAAUACAUGUGCUGAUCAAACAUCCUAAAGCAAUUAUAUGGAGCUACUUUGGACAUGAUUGUGCUAUGAGACAGUAUAAACAGUAAAACACUGAUGAGAUAGUUUAAACACGUGUUGCCAUGUAAUUUAAACACUUGUUGUGGGACAUUUUAAACACACAUACAGUUUUAAACACACAUACAGUUAAACACAGGUUGUGUAACAGUUAAAACAGAUGUUAUUUUACAGUUAAAACUUGUGUUGUGAGAUAGUUUAAACACAUGUUGUGAGAUAGUUUAAACACCUACUGUAAUACAGUUUCAACACAUGGUGUUAAGGAUUAAGUACAAGUGAUAUAUACAAUAUGGCCGUAGCAAAGCAGUCUCCAUUUGAGAGUGUUACCAUUAACCUUGAACACGACAUUGAUGAACAAUAUCAGUACCAACCAGGCGAGAUCAUUCGAGGAAAAAUUGUCAUCCAUUUACACAGGAGUACACUAGUAGAGUCUGUGUACCUGACAAUAACAGGUGAGGGUAUAUGUGCCUGGGAAGAGGAAUAUGUAGGAGCAUUGGAAUCUAAAGAAAUCUACAUUGAUGCCUCACAGGCAAUAUUUGAUGCAGAAGGUUUAGCCAGAUAUUUGGAAAAGGGAUUCCAUCAGUUUCCAUUUGAAUACAGACUACCAGACAAUGUACCGUCGUCUUUCAUUGGGAAAUUUGGCAGCGUAACAUACAUUCUUAAAGCUAUCGUCCAAGGUGAGCGGCAAGGUGACACCACCAUAGCUACCGAACCUUUUCUUGUUAUGCGUAAAUACUUAUUACCAGAUGAAUUAUCAGAGCCUUUAAAAACAAAACUAGCAAAAACUUAUUUUUCAAUGUGUUCAUGGGGUAAAGUGAAUGCAGAUAUUCAUUUAAACAGGACAGGAUUUGUUCCUGGUGAAGAUAUUUGUUUACAAGCUGAAGUACAAAACCAUAGUCCAUUACGAAUCACAGCUAUACAGGCAGGACUAUUGAUGGAAAGCACAUAUCGCGCUCAGAAAAACAUCAUUGCUUACAAGCAAAUAGUGAAUAAGCGAAGAGAUGACUAUGAGCUUAUUGAUGGAGACGGGAGACGCUGGCAAAAUGUGAGAAUAGGUAUACCAGCAUAUGUUCCUGAAUCAUUUCUUGAAGGCUGUGAUAUAAUUGACCUUUCAUAUAAAUUUCAAUUUAGAAUCGAAUUAUCCAGCGGGAAAGAAUUGAAAACGGAAAUUCCAAUAACUGUAGGUGCUAAUCCAAGAGGUUUGGAACUGCCUGGUCCAGAAAGAAAAGAUGAUGUUAAUAUACACUGGACUAUGGGCCCAAGAGACUUAGCGAAGCAGCAAAUGGAAGAGCAACGAGAAAUGAGUGCAUGGACUAUUGCAUCGCCAGAAUUCCGUGAUCGAGAACAAGUGAUGAAUCCGUUAUUCCGAAAUGAAAGUGAAAAAUUAAGUAACGGUGAUAGACCGCAUGUAGGAAAUGCCCACAAUGAGGACAGUUAUGAUGAAAUUGCUCCAGACUAUCCUGGGAGCAAAGAAGAUACUAGGUUAUAAUGUUUUGAUAUAAGUUAGUGUGUAAAUCAGAUUGAUAACUCAUCAUAAAUAUAAAACAAACAAUUAUAUUUAAAGGUGCUUUGACAAAAAGAAAGGUGAAAUUUUCAAGGUUUAGCCAGUGAUACUGUAAAAACUGCUUGCAAAAUAUUACAUAAAUAAACAGAUUUAUGAUAUUCAUAUGAUAAUUUAUAAUAAUGACUCAGCAUUUACAACUGCUUUCCUUUUCCAAAAAAUAUUUUAAACUGUACUUAUAAGAUUAUUUGUUUACCGUAUACCCUCUAAUAAAGAACAUACAUGAUA
This is a messenger RNA of Ruditapes philippinarum (Manila clam), 2138 nucleotides long. RefSeq names its product arrestin domain-containing protein 17-like. The record is from RefSeq and is a predicted model, not a curated record. Gene Ontology annotation, cellular component: cytoplasm. NCBI's taxonomy places the organism in Eukaryota, Metazoa, Mollusca, Bivalvia, Venerida, Veneridae. Gene Ontology annotation, biological process: protein transport. Bases 639 to 1838 code for a protein of 399 amino acids. The transcript has 4 exons.